Musa acuminata subsp. malaccensis (wild Malaysian banana) is the source of this 722-nucleotide messenger RNA. Its product is annotated as auxin-responsive protein SAUR71-like. NCBI's taxonomy places the organism in Eukaryota, Viridiplantae, Streptophyta, Magnoliopsida, Zingiberales, Musaceae. The record is from RefSeq and is a predicted model, not a curated record. Gene Ontology annotation, biological process: response to auxin.
CAAGCUCUUGCUGUCAUUUCCCCUUCCAAACAUCCCUGAGCCACCAAAGAAGUAUUCCAUGGAUCAAAGUAAGGAAGGUUCCAAGACAACCGAGGGUGCAACACUGCAGCAGGUGCUAAAGAAGUGGAAGAAGCUCGCUGCUGCACCGAAGGACAACAGCAAGAAGAGCAUUAAGUUCCUGAAGAAGACGCUCUCCUUCUCCAACGCCUGGGCGCAGUCCACCGGUGUCCCCAAGGGGUUCCUUGCAGUAUGCGUGGGAGAGGAGAUGAAGAGGUUCGUCAUCCCGACCGACUACCUGCAUCAUGAGGCCUUCCAAGUCCUGCUUAGAGAAGCGGAGGAGGAGUACGGGUUCCGACAGGAAGGUGUGCUGAGGAUACCGUGCCAGGUUGCUGCAUUCGAGAGGAUACUGGAGAUGGUGCAGAAGAAGAAGGAAGGGUUCUGCUACAUCAGUCCGGAGGUUGAGGCUGAGAUGGCGAUGUACCAUCUCCCUCACAAAAUGAUGUGCAGAUGAACAGUAGAAUUCACAGGAAACAAGAUCUCAUUUGCUUGUUUUCUUGAACUCCUCCAUGGAGCUUGUAUUUGAGUAGCUUGAGUUGUAAUAAACAUGGAGAGCGUUGUAGUUUCUGAACGAGAUAGAGGUUGGCACAAAGGAAGCGAUGUGUGUAUCAUAUGAUGCUUUGCUGAGAGAACAUGAAUCAUAAUAGCACUAAAUUUCUGCUCUU